CAGCCAUUCCCAACCCCACUGCUGCAAGCAGCACCUGCCCCUCCGUGGGCACCAGGCGAGCAGGGCCCGUGCGCAGCCAACUUCGGGUCCCCCAGGGUGAGUCCCGGGCCCAGGCCCAGGCCCCUGCUGCGGAGGCUGCACUGGGAUGCUGCGCUAGGGGCUGUCCAUGGUUCUCACCCUGCUUGUCUCCUUCUAUAAACUGUGCCGGUUUGUUGCCAUGUCCAGCUCGGAGAGGCUCUCGGUGCCUGCGUACACGAGCCAUGCCUGCUUGUGGGCAGGGGCCGGGGCUGCCCGCAGCUGCCGAGAAGUGUCCCCUGGGGUGAGCACCGACGUGCGGGUGGCUCUGGAGCGGAUCCUGCCUGAGCUGCACCUGGCCAUUUCCUCCAUGAAGCAGGCAGCCGACCCUGAGGAGCUCAGGAAGGGGAUCGCUGAUAUCUUCCAGCUGGUGCAGGAAGCCUGGGUGAUGCCCACGCUGGGCCGAGACGUGGCCAAAGCUCUGUGUGAUGUCAUCCGCCUGGAGGGGGGCCUGGACCUAUUGCUGAACCUGCUCCAGGCCACAGAGCUGGAAACCAAGUGCCAGGCUGGCAAACUGCUGGAGCAGAUCCUGGCAGCGGAAAAUAGGGACCGGAUCGCCCGGAUUGGGCUGGGGGUGAUUUUGAAUCUGACCAAGGAGCGAGACAGCCCCCAGCUGGCACGCAGCCUCUCGGGUAUCCUGGAGCACAUGUUCAAACACACCGAGGACACCUGUUCCCAGCUCAUCUCCAAUGGUGGCCUGGACGCCAUCCUCUACUGGUGCCGCUGGACUGACCCCGUUGUGCUUCGCCACUGCGCCAUGGCCCUGGCCAACUGUGCCAUGUAUGGCGGGCAAGCCAACCAGCGGCUGAUGAUCGAGAAGAAGGCAGCAGAGUGGCUCUUCCCGCUGGUGUUCUCCAAAGACGACGAGCUGAUCCGCCUGCAUGCCUGCCUGGCCAUCACGGUGCUGGCCACCAACAAAGAGAUCGAAAAGGAGGUGGAGCGGUCGGGGACCCUGGCACUGGUGGAGCCCUUCAUUGCCUCGCUGGACCCAGAGCAGUUCGCAUGCGACUUGCUGGACAGCAGUGACAGCAGUCAGGGGAGGACAGCCAAGGACCUGCAGCACCUGGUGCCCUUGCUGGACAGCUCGCGGCUGGAGGCACAGUGCAUCGCUGUCUUCUACCUGUGCACGGAGGCUGCCAUCAAAGCCAGGCAGAAGAAAACCAAGAUUUUCAGUGAAAUUGGGGCUGCCCAGAGCCUGAAGAGGAUAGUGUGCUACUCCACCAACACCACUGCCUCGUGCCUGGCCAAGAAGACGCUGCGCAUGAUGGGCGAGGACGUGCCUCGGCGGAUCCUGCCCACCGUCUCCAGCUGGAAACCCAGCGAGGACCACGAGGUGGACGGGGACCUGCUGCUGCGGCUGACGGAGACGGACCUGCAGGAAGAUCUGGGGAUGGCCUCCAGCAUCGUCCGGAAGAGGUUCUUCCGGGAGCUGACGGAGCUGAAGACAUAUGCAAAUUACUCCACCUGCGACCGUAGCAACCUGGCCGACUGGCUGGGCAGCAUUGACCCCAAGUUCCGCCAGUACACGUACAACCUGAUGACCUGCGGCAUCGACCGCAACUUCCUCCACCGCGUCACGGAGGAGCAGCUGCAGGAGGACUGCCACAUCAGCGUGGGCUUCCACCGCGUGCGCAUCCUCUCUGCCGCCAGGGAAAUGCUUCACUCUCCCCUGCCAUGCAGUGGCUGCAAAUCCAGCUCCAGCUACCGGCGGAGCACUGGGUCCCAGCUGGCCAGCCUGCUGAAGGUGCAUCUGCAGCUGCAUGGCUUCAGUGUGUUCAUAGAUGUGGAGAAGCUGGAGGCGGGGAAGUUUGAGGACAAGCUGAUCCAGAGCGUGAUGAACGCCCGCAACUUCGUGCUGGUUCUCUCGCCAAACACGCUGGAUAAGUGCAUGGGAGACCCUGAGCGCAAGGACUGGGUGCACAAGGAGAUCGCGACAGCCCUGAGCUGCGGGAAGAACAUCAUCCCCGUGACUGACCAUUUUGAGUGGCCGGAUCCACAGGCUCUUCCCGAGGACAUGCGGGCUGUCCUGAAGUUUAACGGCAUCAAAUGGUCCCACGAGUACCAAGAGGCCACCAUUGAGAAGAUCGUCCGCUUCCUGCAGGGCCGCUCGUCCCGGGAUUCGUCUGCGGGCUCCGAGAACAGCCUGGAGUGUGCCCCCCCACUGGGGCAGACCUAGCGCCAGGCGGCCCCAGCCCAUGUCCUCUAGGGCCGUGUAGCUC
This is a messenger RNA of Pelodiscus sinensis (Chinese soft-shelled turtle), 2294 nucleotides long. The record is from RefSeq and is a predicted model, not a curated record. Lineage: Eukaryota; Metazoa; Chordata; Testudines; Trionychidae.